Messenger RNA from Symphalangus syndactylus (siamang), 2117 nucleotides. RefSeq names its product electron transfer flavoprotein subunit beta lysine methyltransferase (gene ETFBKMT). Gene Ontology annotation, molecular function: protein-lysine N-methyltransferase activity. Gene Ontology annotation, cellular component: mitochondrial matrix. Gene Ontology annotation, biological process: peptidyl-lysine trimethylation. The record is from RefSeq and is a predicted model, not a curated record. Lineage: Eukaryota; Metazoa; Chordata; Mammalia; Primates; Hylobatidae.
GCUGGGGCGUGGCUCAGCGUUGGUGGCGGGACCCCGGAAGUGUAAAGCACGAGCGGGAAGACUCGCCAGGGCGAGCGACAGGCGAGCCCUGUGCUUUACUUCCGAGGGCGGUGUCAGCAAAGCUAGAGUCAGAGGUUCUGCUUGAGAUCAAGUUGGGAGACACACCCUUGUUCAUUCUCCUUGAGAAGCAGCCAUUAUCCACAGAACAUUGACAGAACCUGUGUUUGGGGAAAGGACUGAUGGCUUUGAGUCUAGGUUGGAAAGCACCCAGGAACCACUGUGGUCUCCUCUUGCAGGCUCUGCGAAGCAGUGGUCUUCUCUUGUUUCCCUGUGGCCGGUGUCCCUGGAGAGGAGCUGGAAGCUUUUUGGACCCUGAGAUAAAGGCUUUUCUGGAGGAGAACACUGAAGUCACCAGCAGUGGUAGCCUCACCCCUGAAAUCCAAUUGCGGCUUUUGACCCCCAGAUGCAAAUUCUGGUGGGAGAGAGCUGACCUGUGGCCCCACAGUGAUCCUUACUGGGCAAUCUACUGGCCGGGAGGCCAAGCCCUGUCUAGGUAUCUUUUGGAUAAUCCUGAUGUUGUCAGAGGAAAAUCUGUAUUAGAUCUUGGGAGUGGAUGCGGAGCUACAGCUAUUGCUGCUAAGAUGAGUGGGGCAUCAAGGAUCUUGGCCAAUGACAUAGACCCUAUUGCAGGAAUGGCUAUUACACUAAAUUGUGAAUUGAACAGACUGAAUCCUUUUCCUAUUUUAAUCCAAAACAUUUUGAAUUUGGAACAAGAUAAGUGGGACCUUGUUGUUCUUGGCGAUAUGUUUUAUGAUGAAGACCUUGCAGAUAGUCUUCAUCCGUGGCUGAAGAAGUGCUUCCGGACCUAUAGAACUCGAGUACUGAUUGGUGACCCCGGGCGGCCCCAGUUCAGUGGACACAGCAUUCGGCAUCACCUGCACAAAGUGGUAGAAUAUUCACUUUUGGAGCCUACUCGGCAGGAAAACAGUGGACUGACAACAAGCACAGUGUGGGAUUUUCAGCCUUGAGUUGUCAAAGUGCUUCCAAGUAUGAAUAUAGUCAUGUUCGGAUCUGACUCUAAAAGUUUUCUCUAUAGGAGAUACUCUCCAGUUUAAUGAAUGUAAUUCUUGUUAAAUGGAAAAUCUUGUUUUUAAAAUAUGAAGGUUUAGAGUUUUGUUUACUUUUGUCACGUAACUGGUUCUGUAUUUCCGUGCAUGCCAAUUAUACCCAUCUCUAUCUGCAUUUUUUUUCUAUUUUAACCGCUGCAGGAAUAUGAUUAUACAAUGCCAUACUCAAUGGUGGCAGCUUUUAAUUUAAGUAAUGGAGAAGAAUUAAACAUUGUAGCCGGAUCUGUUUCUGUAGUUGAGGACAACUGUGAUGUAACUUUGAAUGAAACAAACAAAACAAAACGUAGAAGAAGACUAUAUAUAUAUUUUUUCUUUUUUUAGAGACAGUCUCACUUUGCUCCCAGGCUGGAAUGCAGUGGCUAUUCAGAGGCUUAAUCACUGGGCACUGCAGCCUCGAACUCUGGGCUUUUGUUUUUUUUGAGAUGGAGUCUCAGCUCUGUCGUCCAGGCUGGAGUGCAGUGGCUCAUAUCUCGGCUCACUGUAGCCUCCACCUCCCCCGUUCAAGCGAUUGUCCUUAGUCUCUGGAGUAGCUGGGAUUUUAGGCGUGCACCACCAUGUUGGGUAAUUUUUGUAUUUUUAGUAGAGAUGGGGUUUUGCCAUGUUGGCCAGGCCGGUCUCAAACUCCUGACCUCAGGUGAUCCACCCACCUUGGCCUCCCAAAGUGCUAGGAUUACAGGUGUGAGCCACCAUGCCAGCCUGACAAUGUUUUUUACUUCUAUCACUUCCUUUUGAUUUUUUCUUAUAGCUUCUAUCUAUCUCUGCUUACGUCACCAUCAUUCUUGCGUGUUGUAUGCUUUUCACAUUAGAGCCCUUUGCAUGCGUUAUUUUAAAUUUAUGAUCUGAUAUUCUAAAAUGUCUGCCAUAUCUGAGUCUGGUUCUGAUGCUUGUUUUGUCUUUUCAGACUGUUUUUUUGUCUUUUAGCAUGCCUUGUAAUUUUUUGUUGAUAGCUAGACAUGAUGUAUUGGAUAAAUAAACAAGUAAACUAAGGUA